This is a messenger RNA of Clonostachys rhizophaga, 894 nucleotides long. NCBI's taxonomy places the organism in Eukaryota, Fungi, Ascomycota, Sordariomycetes, Hypocreales, Bionectriaceae. The record is from the annotation of a GenBank genome assembly.
AUGUCUGACAAAAGAACAAUUCUGGUGACCGGCUGCUCAGAUGGAAGUCUGGGCUCUGCGCUGGCCCUGGCUCUACACGCCUACGGAUGGCGUGUCUUCGCUUCCGCACGAAACGCCUCCAAGUUGACAGCCACCGAGGCUGCCGGCAUCGAGAGUGUGAUAAUGGACGUCUGCUCGGACGAGUCUGUCUCUGCCGCAGUGGACCAUGUCAAGAAGCUGACGGGCGGCCUUCUCGACGGCCUCAUCAACAAUGCGGGAACCGCCUAUAACACGCCCGUUAUCCACAUCGACAUCGCAAAGGCCCACGAAGUCUACGAACUGAAUGUCUUUUCCAUCGUCAGAGUCACCCAGGCCUUUCUACCGCUUCUUCUCAAAUCACAGCACGGCGCCAUCGUCGCAAACAACACCUCAGGCAAUGGCAUCCUCGGAUGCGGAUCGGCAUUCACUGGAGCGUACAACUCCUCAAAGGCCGCAGCUUCCAGCUUGACCGAGGCGCUGCGACUGGAGCUCCAGCCCUUUGGAAUCAAAGUUGUCAAUCUUGUUACCGGAGGUGUCAAGUCGACCUUUUUCAAAAACGCCCCCGACCACAUUCUCCCAGCCGAUUCAGUGUACAAUAUCGCAAAGGAGGCCAUUGAGCGGCACAUGGGGGGCAACCAAUCGGAACAUAUGGAUGCUGCGACGUGGGCAAAGCAAGUAGUGAAGGAUAUCAGUCAGAAGAAGCCACCGCAUCUGGUAUGGAGGGGAACGCUGUCUAAUACCGCAAAGCUCGUGUCAGUCCUACCUAUAGGUACUUUGGACAAUAUCCACAAGAAGAUGGCUGGGAUUGAUGUUUUGGAAAAGAACAUCAAGGAAAAGGGCGGGCUUGCCAAGGUUAAGCAGGACUUGGAAAAGUAG